Molecule: messenger RNA, 666 nt
Organism: Solanum lycopersicum (tomato)
Lineage: Eukaryota; Viridiplantae; Streptophyta; Magnoliopsida; Solanales; Solanaceae
Source: RefSeq, a predicted model, not a curated record
AUGAAGCAGCCAAGAAUUGUGGUAGAAACUAUCAGUGAGGUAGACGUCAUUGAAGAUGGAUAUCGCUGGCGCAAGUAUGGCCAAAAGUUGGUUAAAGGCAAUCCAAAUCCUAGAUUACUUUCCUUUGCCAGGAGUUACUACAAGUGCACAAACUCCGGCUGCAGUGUCAGGAAACAUGUCGAGAGGUCUCCAUUAGAUCAGAUGUCCGUUAUUACCAGUUAUGAUGGGAAGCACAACCAUGACGCUCCAGAAGAACGCAGCAGUAUCCAAGUUAGCUCAAUUGCUUCAAUCUAUCGCUCCAAUCCGAUAAUUACUAAUGCUCAAGACCAGGUAGGUAGGCCUGAACCUAAACAACUUCAGAAGAACAGCAGGCGUUACGGAAGGGGUCCCCCGUUUGGUUCUACCUCAGGCUUUAACAGUUCCGAAACUAACCAGCAGCAAGGUCUAACCGGUCCUUCUAUGACCGGAUUCAACUCUGAGCAGCACCAGUUUUCAGUCCCUGCCUAUCCAUAUCCAGGAUGGCCACAACCUGUUAACGAUGCUGGUUUCGUGCUUCCAGAAGGAAAACCAAUGCCAAAUCCUAACAUGAACUACUCCAAUGCCUCAUCAACUUAUCAGCAAACUAUGAAUGGAUUGCCUCCUGGACCUCAGAUGUGAAACUUUUUC